Topomyia yanbarensis is the source of this 1419-nucleotide messenger RNA. Its product is annotated as folate transporter 1-like. Gene Ontology annotation, cellular component: plasma membrane. Bases 115 to 1419 code for a protein of 434 amino acids. Gene Ontology annotation, molecular function: vitamin transmembrane transporter activity. Gene Ontology annotation, biological process: vitamin transport; transmembrane transport. NCBI's taxonomy places the organism in Eukaryota, Metazoa, Arthropoda, Insecta, Diptera, Culicidae. The record is from RefSeq and is a predicted model, not a curated record. The transcript is spliced from 2 exons.
CUCGCAGCUUCAUCGAAUCCCAUUCGCCGAACAGAGCAACUCAAUCACUACCCAACAGUGUUGGUUGUGUGCGACGCUGUGUUUUAAAUCCGUGCAACCGGGUACGACUAGUACAUGGAAAAAUGGCAACAAUUUUCGCUGAUACUGUCCAGCUUCGGUUUCCUAAAGGAAUUCCGACCUAGUGAGCCGUUCGUGUAUCCGUUUCUGAUUGGACCGUGCUACAACAUCACAAUCGCGCAAGCCCAAGAUGUGUUAUCCAUCGGGACGUAUUCGUACAUGGCACAGUUGGUGGUGGUUUUCCUGAUUACGGAUUACUUCCGGUACAAGCCGCUUAUCAUCGUUGCCGGACUGGCUGGUACACUCGUUUGGAUUAUGUUCGUGUGGAGUAGCUCGCUUCGGGCGUUGCAACUGCUGGAAGUUUUCUACGGUACGUACAUGGCAGCCGAUAUCGCCUACUGGACGUACAUCUAUGCGAAGGUGGAUCGGAAGCACUACCAGAAGGUCACGUCGCAUAUCCGCUCCGCGACACAGGCUGGUCGAUUUCUGACUUUGACGUUAUCCAAAAUUCUCAUCUACUAUGAAGUGACGGAUUACCUUGGCUUGAACUACAUUUCGUUGGGCGCACAACUCGCUACUACGAUUUGGGCAUUUCUGCUACCACACGUUCACCGAAAAGAGCAGGACACGGAAGAAAAAUUGGAUCUAGAUCCAAUCCAGAAGAUUACUCCCAGUUCAACCUGUAGUCGUACGAGUAGCCAUCUCUGGUUUCACUUCAAAUCUGCCUACACCAGUUUCACCGUCAUUCGAUACAGUAUCUGGUACUCGCUGGCAGUUUGUUUGUACUACCAAAUCACCACGUACGUACCGGCACUGUGGAAUAGAAUCGGGGGUCGAGAUGCCACACUUUGGAACGGAGCCGUGGAAGCGAUUCUUACUUUGAUAGGUUCGUUGGUGGCACUGCUAGCUGGAUUCGUAUCACCAUCUUGGCUUCAGAUGAACACGACCUUACUGGGCCUGGCCGCGAUUGCCGUGCUGGAAGGACUGGGGUUGCUAGUAGCAACCGUUACUUCAAACAUCAUGGUUUCCUACGUUGGAUUUUCCGUACUUGUAAUUAUGCAUGCUUUCGCAAUUACGCUGGUGAGUUCGGAAAUUGCGAAACACGUUCCGGAUGCCAGUUUUGCACUGGUCUUCGGCAUCAGCACGUUGGUGGGACUGGUUUCGCGGACUCUGUUGAACCUAGCCGUGGCUGAUAUUGAUGGUUGGUUUGCGCUAGACAUUCGAGAGCAGUUUACGGUGUAUGGGUUCGGUUUGCUGGGAGUUGGAGUGCUGUUUGCCAUUUUCCUGCUGGUGGAAUUGGGUCGGAGGAAAUGCUAUCGUUUACAGAGUUUGUUGCAAUUAAAUAAAGAUGGCGUUGCAUGA